CACACACUUCUCUCCAUCGCCAUGCCGGCCAGACCCCGCCCGCGCCCCUCGGCCGCGACCGGGCCCCGCGAGGUCGCGGACAUCAUGCUCGGCUGGCUCGGCCAGGAGCUCGUCUCAUGCACGCCCCUGCAGACGCUGUGGGCGGGGUACGGGCAGAUCGUGUUUGUGACCGCGCGCUCCUCCUCGUCUCGGGACACGUCGCGGUAUGUCCUCAAGCUCAUCUCGCCGCCGCCAGGGAACGACGAAGGACACGUGCGCAAGUUGCUGAGCUACGAAGUCGAGCAGGCGUUCUACGCAACCGUCGCGCCGACGCUGGACGUGCCUGUCGCGCACUGCCUCGCCUCGACACACGGCAUGGAAGGCCGCCCCGGCGCAGACCAGCUGCAAGGCGUCACAGCCAUGCUCCUUUCGGACCUCCGGCCCGACUACCCCGUUGCGGGGGGGAAGCGGGGCGUGCUCUCCGAAACGGCGGUGCACGCCGCGCUCGACUGGCUCGCGCGCUUCCACGGCGCCUCUCGAGGCGCCGUCGGGCGCCACGAGCUUGGAGGCUACCUCCUCCCGCCGCUGGAGGAGGCGAGGCGGCGCGAACGCGGCCCGGGCGGGUCAAAGCUCUGGCUGAAUGGCGGGUACACAUACCUCGCUACGCGGCGGGGUGAGCUCGCCGACCUGGCGGACAGCGAUUCGGAGUGGAACGCGGCAUUCUGCGCCCGAGACGAUGCGCUGGGCUGCAGCGUCGCCGAUGCCGUCGCAGCCGUCCUUACGCCGAGCGGGAGAGCCGCAGAGAGCGUGAUCCACGGCGACGUCAAGUCAGAGAACCUGUUCACGACGCGGAAGGGCGAUGCAGUCGCCUUCUUCGACUUCCAGUAUGUCGGGCUCGGCCUCGGCGUCUGCGACCUCGCCAAGCUUUUCACGUGCUCCGUGCCCGAAGACAUGCUGGCCAACGACGUCCCGCACGCCCUCGGCAUGCAGGCUGGCGAGCAGGUGCUGCUGGAACGGUACCGUGACGAAGUGUUGCGCGCGCAGCGUGCGGGCAAGGCAGGGCGCGAGGCAGAGUAUGCGUGGAGCGAAAUGGUGCGACACUGGGAGACGGCGCUCGUCGACUGGUGUCGCUUCCAGGCAAGUUGGGGAUUUUGGGGGAACACUGAAUGGCUCGAGGCCCGCGUGCGGCAUAUUCUUGCUGACGCGGGAUGGCGUAAGUGGUUGAUGGAGGAGCUGCGGGCUUGUAAGUAAAUGAAUAGACACGUACGUACAUGUAAUUAGAAGCGAGGUGACGUCUUGUGAGCGG
Messenger RNA from Cutaneotrichosporon oleaginosum, 1285 nucleotides. RefSeq lists its product as uncharacterized. The record is from RefSeq and is a predicted model, not a curated record. Lineage: Eukaryota; Fungi; Basidiomycota; Tremellomycetes; Trichosporonales; Trichosporonaceae.